This is a messenger RNA of Rotaria socialis, 459 nucleotides long. The record is from the annotation of a GenBank genome assembly. Lineage: Eukaryota; Metazoa; Rotifera; Eurotatoria; Philodinida; Philodinidae.
AUGAGACCGCCAUUUUUCAUGGGCCGCCCGUUAUCAUGUGUAUCUCGAAGUGUUCGCAUUGAAACAUUAUUGGGUAUUAUUGUAUCGGCCAUGAUCUCGAUUAUAGCUGGAAUACUCUCGUAUAAUAGUGAUAGUAUUGAUAUAAGUUUUCCAUUACGACAAGUAACAUCAUCAAUUACUGUUGGUAUAACUCUUCUAUUCUUUCCUAUCUGGUUAGCGAUUAAAAAUGCUAAGGAUAUGAUAAAACGAGGUAUUAUUCUUUUAAUCAUCUCUGGUCUCACAUGUUUGAUUACUGCGAUAUUCAUCAUGAUUGUAUCGAUUCCUGUUUUUUAUGUGGUUGCAAAUCAAAACGAAUUAUGGUUUUAUGUUUUUCAAACUGCACCAAUCGUUUCUGCACAAAUAAAAGAACAGUCUAUAAUUGAAGCAAACUUAACUAUCCAUACAGCUAUUACACUUUGA